This is a messenger RNA of Tachyglossus aculeatus (Australian echidna), 907 nucleotides long. RefSeq lists its product as uncharacterized. The coding region runs from base 1 to 765 and encodes 254 amino acids. The transcript has 3 exons. Lineage: Eukaryota; Metazoa; Chordata; Mammalia; Monotremata; Tachyglossidae. The record is from RefSeq and is a predicted model, not a curated record.
AUGGCGGGAAGCCCAGGGUGUCGGGUCGGCUCGUUCUGGGAAGAGGUGGCGGUGGCGGUGGCCGCACUGGGGCUGGAGAGCCUGAGGUCGGCGGGGACAGACGCCCGUAGGCCCCCUAGCCCACCUGUCCGCGGGGACAGGAGCCAAAAUUUGGUGGGGGGCGAGGGCUCCGUCCGGACCUGGGAUGUGCCCGGGAAAUGGAGCCACCCAGCGAACCGUGCGGCCAGUCUGAUUGCCAGGCCCGCCCAGCCCAAGGCGAGCCCGGCCGGACUCAGCUUGGGCCGGGCGGGCCUGGCAGUCAGACUGGCCGCACGGUUCGCUGGGCGGCUCCAUCGCCCCGGUUCUUCCCGGGUCCGGGCGGAGCCCUCGCCCCCCGCCAGCCUUCGGCUCCCGUCCACCGGCCCUCCGGCCCUCCGGCCCUUCGGCCACCGCCACCGCUUCCCGGACCGAGCCGUCCCGCCCCCCGGGGUUCCCGCCAUGGGCUGGCCGCUCGCCAUGCUGCUCUGGGCCCUCGGCUUCCAGGGGCUGCCCCCGUUCAGCCUCGGCGCUCCCCAGCCGGCUGCCCCCGCUGGCCCUGCUGGCCCGGCCUCGGAGGACCGUUCCCGCCUGUGCCCGAACCCCGGAAACCGGGACCAGGGGGUCAUCAGCAUUACCCCGAUAAAGUGGGGCAGCAACGUCGCCCAAAUGCUGACCAAUCUCUUUCAUGAACCCGACCGCGAGGGCUCCCCACCCGAGGACACUAACGACCCCAGGAGCUACGGCUGAGCUGCCGGGCCCUGGCCGAGAAGCCCUGACUGGAGGAGGACGGACCCUUCCCUCACCGCUCACAGUUCCCGCGGUGGUAGCGGGUGUGUGUGUGUGUGUGAGAGAGAGAGAGAGAGAGAGACAAUAAAUCCCGUGAAAUCUC